This is a messenger RNA of Guyanagaster necrorhizus, 2627 nucleotides long. RefSeq lists its product as uncharacterized. The coding region runs from base 96 to 2480 and encodes 794 amino acids. Gene Ontology annotation, cellular component: post-mRNA release spliceosomal complex. Gene Ontology annotation, biological process: mRNA splicing, via spliceosome. Lineage: Eukaryota; Fungi; Basidiomycota; Agaricomycetes; Agaricales; Physalacriaceae. The transcript is spliced from 9 exons. The record is from RefSeq and is a predicted model, not a curated record.
CGACGGACUCGGGCAGAUCUACCAAUUUAUACUACUAGUCCUCCUUGAGCCCACCCACUGCCAAUUGCUCCCAUUGGCGUCUAGCCUAUUCUGCUAUGGGGGACGAUACCAAACGCUUCAAGCACAAGCACAAGCACUCUCAUGAUCAUGAUACGGAGCGGCACAGCAAAAAGAGGCAUAAUCACGAUAAUGACAGAAGACACAAGAAGAAGCGGAAACAUGGUGAGGAUAAGGGAACAAAGAUUAUGGACGAAAGUCUAGGAGAUGAGGACAUGUGGGUAGAGAAGAAUAUCGACAUGGAAGGAGAACGGCCUCUGGCGACGGACAUUCCGACUGCAGAAAGCUUGAAGUUGGCUUCAUCCGCGACAUCUGGGUCGUCUAUCUCUGCUUUCCAGCCCUUGAUACCUACAGAAACUAAACCCAAACGAGAUGACUGGAUGUUGGAAGAACCAGCCGCUCAGGUUUCUCGGCCUUCAUCGUCUCGCAUUCAACUUCAGGACGACGAGUCCUUCACGGAGGAUUACGGGGAGGCGUCUGGAGGCCGAAGAACGAUUGGUGGAGGAGUAGAUUUUUUCUCUAACCUUGGUACAGAAGUUCACAAAAAGAAUUCGCAUCCUAACAGACCCGAUCCAGACAAGCCGGUCAUCAGCUCAAGGGAGCUUAAUACAAGUCUCAGAGAUAACAAAUCUAUCGACGAAUCCGCGGCUCCUGCUCCCAAACCAAAUGUUCCAGGAGGUCCUGGAUCACAAUGGAGGAUGAUCCGGCUUCGACGCGUCUUCGAAACCGCAGAAGAAGAAGGACUACCUAUUGAACAACUGGCAGUUGAUCGCUUUGGCUCAUUGGAGGCAUUUGAGGAAGCCAAGGAGGAGCGGCGAAUAUUGGAUGAACGAGAGGGUAAGCGGCCAGAUCGGGCUGUUGGCUCUGAACGGCGUGGUAGGUCUGAGGGGGAGAAAAAGAUAAUGUUCAACGACAUUGGUGGAAGUGGAGCAUCUAGUCGCAGCUCUUCAUUCCGUCGGCCAGGUGGUCAUGCCGAUAGCGCACCAUCUACACCAACCCCAGGUGGUCGUCCUCCAGUGAAUCGGCGAUUGGACAGCCUACGUUUGCCUUCACAGGCUGCAUCCCCUUUGCAACAAUCUCGGACACCUAUACCUUCGGUGUUGACUCCACCCACAGGAGUUCGCGGUUCCACGUCACGAGGGCUGUCGCCCUCGUCUUUGAAUAAAUUGCAGGCGAAAGUCCUUCGUGCAAAAUUGAUGGGUGCACCUGAUGCUGAAGAGCUAGAGAGCGAGUAUGAGGCUGCUUCUAAGGCGACGUACCGCAGCGACGAGGGAGGAAACGUACGGACGAAGGUUGAAGUUUUGCCCACUCUGGAUGGGCAGGGUCGGCUGUAUGAUAUUGGGCAUGGCAAAAAUGACGAAGCAGCCCUUUUUCCUGGGAAUCGUAAAAAGAAAGAAAAGGUUGAAACAAGAGAUCCAAAGACGGGCGACUUGGUCAGGAUCAAUGCAGAUGAUGAUUCGACCACUUUGGGUGAGAUGCUGCGGCAAGAGAAGUUUGGCGGUGGAAUGUCGGACCAAAAGAACUUGGACGCUCAGUUUGCCCGUGCCAUCAUGGGAGACGGCAAAUUUCAGAACGACCUUGACUACAUGGAUGAAAACGUGGAAAAGCUCAGUCGACAAAAGAUGCGUUCAGAUGCUAUGAAGCGCCAGUUCGCUAUCCAGGACUACAAGCGUACCCAGCAAGUCCUCGCUACGUGCCAUUUUUGCUUUGGAGAGGAUGAUUCACCUCCAAAAGCGCCAGUUAUUGCAAUGGGGACCCGGGCGUAUCUUUCUUGCACCACAAAUGAGGAGCUGGUCAAAGGACAUUGUCUGAUAGUGCCGAUACAGCAUCAUUUGACAAUGCUAGAUGGAGAUGACGAUGUGUGGGACGAAGUUAGGAACUUCAUGAAAUGUCUGAUGCGUAUGUUUGCCGAGGAAGAUCAAGGUGUCCUAUUCUAUGAAACGGUCAUCUCAUUGAAGAAACAAAAACACACCUGCAUUGAAUGCAUCCCUUUGCCUUGGAACCAAUAUGACCUAAUCCCAGGCUACUUCAAGGAAUCAAUACUGACGUCGGAGGCUGAAUGGUCACAGCAUAAGAAGUUAAUUGACUUUUCCAAGCGUCCAGGUGGUUUUCGGCGUGCGAUGGUCCCCAAUUUGCCCUAUUUCAUGGUUCAGUUUGACCACAAAGGGGACAAGGGAUACGGACACGUCAUCGAAGGUGUCAAUGAUGGCGCUGAUGGAGAAGAAGGUAUAGAUGAAGGGGAGAAAGGUUCUGGGGAAUUUCCAUGGUACUUUGCUGGGGAGAUCAUUGGAAAUAUUUUGGAACUGGAACCCCGUCAGUGGAGGAGACCGAGACGGAUAGAUUUCCGAAUGAAUUCAGAGCGCGUGACUGAGUUCAGGAAGAAGUAUGCCAAGUUCGACUGGACGGGGAUGAUUGGAAGAUAAUGUAUCAUGUAUUUUUGGACCGAAGGCUCUAUACGCGACGUUUAGCGAUGCAUUCCACUCUGGCGGGGCCAAUCUGCUCACAAAAUCUAGAUGCAUCAAGCUAGGAAGUUUGGAACUGCCUACAGCCGCACUUAAUCUCAAACACUG